Akanthomyces muscarius is the source of this 729-nucleotide messenger RNA. RefSeq lists its product as uncharacterized. The record is from RefSeq and is a predicted model, not a curated record. NCBI's taxonomy places the organism in Eukaryota, Fungi, Ascomycota, Sordariomycetes, Hypocreales, Cordycipitaceae. The transcript has 2 exons. Gene Ontology annotation, cellular component: Set1C/COMPASS complex. The coding region runs from base 1 to 729 and encodes 242 amino acids. Gene Ontology annotation, biological process: positive regulation of DNA-templated transcription.
AUGGGAGAGAACGGCGUGAGCCAAAGCUUGCCAAGAAGUCAAAGCAGUAGAGACCUGUCGUCUCGCUCGACCUGGGACGCCUCUUCCGAGAGCGAAAGUGAAGACGAAGACCCCAUCGUCAUCCCUUCCCGGACCAACUCCUUUAGCGCCUCCUUUGCGCUCCCCGACCCCCGUAAACCCGUCGGAUCCAUAUUCCACCGCCCCAGACGCAGUACAAGUGAUAGAAGCAGCAGUUCUGCCGGCGGGGAACAAAGUCAACGGAACGGGGACGAGAGCGAAGCCGAAACGGUUCAUAAUGAGCGGCGCCGUCGGGGCGGAGACGCUGCUAGCGAGCUUGCUAAACUUGUCGAAAGUCGCCAGAAGCGUCUGAGCCAGCCCAGCAUGCCCGGACGACUGCUCACCAAUAUUGGAAAUUCUCGGAGCGACACCGUUUCGCCGUCAAGCCUUGCCGAGUCUGGCUACGGUACAGAUAGCCAGGGUGUCCGCUGCGUUUGCAAACGAAGCGGCGCUAGCAAGAAUGCUUUUAUGGUGCAAUGUGAAUCAUGCGAAAUGUGGCUUCAUGGCAAAUGCGUGGGCAUCUCAAAACGCACUAUGACUAAUGUCUAUAUUUGCGCAUUCUGUGCUAACACAGCAACGCUGGGAGGCAGCCGUGCCCGCGAAGAGCUUCACGUAAAUGCGCUUGGCAUAGCAUCGCCGGUGGGAAACAAUGCAUUUCGAUCCUUUCGGUAA